AUGGAUGAUCCUUCAAGGGUUUCGAUAUCAAACCUUGGAAAUACUCGACUUGUAUUAUGGGAGUUGAGGAAGCAAUUCCAGAUCCUCCUGCUGCAGUCACAAUGCAUGAAGUGCGAUGCAAUGAACGUGACUUCCUGUGAUAGUGGAUGUGGUGGAGGCCUAAUGACCAAUGCCUACAAGUAUUUGAUGGAGGACGGUGGCUUGGAAGAGGAGGAGACAUACCCUUACAUUAGAAAACCUGGUGAAUGCAAGUUCAACCCAGAAAAAGUGGUUGUGAGACUCGUCAACUUCACAAAUAUCCUUCUUGAUGAGAAUCAAAUUGCAGCCCAUUUAGUCCACCAUGGCCCUCUUGCAGGUGAGCAUUUUAAGUUUCUGGUUUAG
This is a messenger RNA of Nelumbo nucifera (sacred lotus), 381 nucleotides long. The record is from RefSeq and is a predicted model, not a curated record. NCBI's taxonomy places the organism in Eukaryota, Viridiplantae, Streptophyta, Magnoliopsida, Proteales, Nelumbonaceae.